AGGUCAAGGCCGGUUUAAAAUGGCUGCAAUGGAGCAGGGGGUGUCGGAGGGGAUGAUGAAGGCACUUGGUGAUGUCCCUCUGUCGCCCACCCUGUUACCGUGGGACCGAUUUUCCAACUGGCUUCAUUGUGCGUGUGUUGUCACGUUUGACUUGGAACUAGGGCAGGCGAUGGAAUUAAUCUACCCGGGCCAUGUCAAACUCACAGAUACAGAGAAAGCCAAUAUCUGUUACCUGUCUUUUCCGGAUUCAAAUUCAGGCUGUAUGGGAGAUACUCAAUUCCACUUCCGUAUCCGACAGAGUCCCGGACGUAAGACAACAUCUAAAUGUCAACACCAGUUCAACAAGGACUAUCCUGUCUCAAUCCAGAGUGAUGGUGCCUAUUACUAUGGAUUUGUGUUCUUUCGACAAACCAAGGACAGGUCCAUCCGUAGAGGGUACUUUCAGAAGUCAUUGGUUUUAAUAUCCAAGCUGCCAUUUGUAGCACUGUUCCAGCAACUUGUCAGUAUCAUAGCACCAGAAUACUUUGAAAAUGGUGAACCAAGUCUCGAAGCAGCAUGUCAUGAUAUGGACCAGUGGCCUGAUCCGGUACCUGGUGAAACGGUCAAUCUGCCCAUAUUUGGUAGUGUUCUACAGAUAUCCAUAGAGUCUCGAGUUCCAUCACGUUCAGAUAAAGUAUUAGGCCGAGGUCAAAACAUACGUGUUGGGGCGCCCACAGUGCCAGCCCAUUCCAUUCUGCCCUCCCUUUAUGAAGUGGACAUCUACAGUGCAUUUCUACCCAUUCUACCUCACAUUCAGAUGUUAUGGGAAUUAGUCCUGGCAGGGGAGCCAUUGGUUGUCAUGGCACCCUCUCCAUCAAUAACAUCAUCAACAGUGCAGGCGCUGAUCAGUCUAAUUGGUCCAUUGAAAUUUUAUGGUGACUACCGCCCAUACUUCACAAUCCAUGACAGCGAGUUUAAGGAGUACACCACAAAAACACAGGCACCACCUCCAGUCAUUCUUGGUGUCACAAAUCCAUUUUUUGCCAAAACUCUCCAGCACUGGCCCAAUAUUAUUCGGAUCGGGGAGAUGACUCACGGAUCUUCCAAAAUUUUCAACAAGUUAAAAAAGGCCAGUAGCCUAAAAACACUGGAUUCUAAACCAGGCGUGUACACGAGAUACAAAGCUUUCCUCACCAAAGACAAAAUCAUCCUGAAGAGACUUAUUAAGGGUAUCCAGAGUAAGCGACCCCCGGAGGCCCAGAAUGCAAUAUUACGACGUCACUUCCUCGAACUCACACACAGCUUCAUGAUACCUCUGGAGAGAUACAUGGCCAGUUUGAUGCCUCUUCAACGCAACAUAUCACCUCACAAAGGACCUCCCAGACUGCGUCCAUUUGAUCCAGAGGAGUUCUUACGAUCCCUCGAACACUCGGGUCCCCAGCUGACAUCAGGGGUGAAAGGUGACUGGGAAGGGCUGUACCGUAAAUUCUUCAAGAGCCAGAACUUUGAGGGCUGGUACUACCACCGCCAGUAUGAGGUCAACCAGAAACUCCAGGUACUCCAUAUGGAGGCACUGUGUGACUCGGACCUGGUGGCCUGGAUUCAGGACAAGGAGGAGGUGGAGAUCGUCGACCUCAUCCUCCGUAUACGGGAGAAAUUGGCAUUCGCUGCAAGUAACCAGAUAGCUGUGAGUGAUGAGAGCUUGCAGAAACUUAACAAACACAUGGACAAUAUCAUCUCCUCGUUACCUGAAGAUCUACAGACAGUUCUGAAGAGUUGACACCGGACUUCCGCAUAGUUACCGUAGUGACAAUCUCUACAGGAUUGGCCUUGGCCAUCUUGGAGCUACAUCGAGGGGGAUCAAGGUCUGAAGUACAGGUCAGACUUUGGUUUGUUCUCGUAUAUCAGCGGUGCUGAUUACAGUCAACACAAGGGGCAGCUGUCGAAGUCUAUCUGGCAGCUUAGGUCAUAACGCCCACCAUCUGAGGAGUAACGUUCAAGGUGAUUACAUCACCCAAGGUCGUGACACAUAUAGGUCAAGGUCACAGGCACCACAGGAAAAUCCAAAUGAGGCAACGUUUGCUUUGUGAUUAAAGAUCAAGGAAGUUGUCAUGGCAGUCAAGUUCAUGACCUUUUGACCUCUAACUCCUGGAUGGGAUGGCAAAUCCCCAUCAGUGAUACAGUAUUGUAUACAGUGUCCGACUCGUUUCUAGUCCCGUCCUGUGUAAUACUAGUGCAUGGCUAUGUGUCACCAUGACAACCAGGUCAUUCAGGAACAUUAUGUUCACAAUUAUGAAAUAGAAAUGUUUCUUAUUUUUGAAAAAUAAUUUUGAUUUUGUUUUUAAAUAU
Molecule: messenger RNA, 2328 nt
Organism: Mizuhopecten yessoensis (Yesso scallop)
Lineage: Eukaryota; Metazoa; Mollusca; Bivalvia; Pectinida; Pectinidae
Product: protein DENND6A-like
Exons: 21
Coding region: 20-1759 (579 amino acids)
Cellular component (GO): recycling endosome
Molecular function (GO): guanyl-nucleotide exchange factor activity
Source: RefSeq, a predicted model, not a curated record